Molecule: messenger RNA, 1143 nt
Organism: Mesocricetus auratus (golden hamster)
Lineage: Eukaryota; Metazoa; Chordata; Mammalia; Rodentia; Cricetidae
Product: small proline-rich protein 3
Exons: 2
Coding region: 163-837 (224 amino acids)
Source: RefSeq, a predicted model, not a curated record
UUUCAUUUACAAAAGCUGGAAUGAAGGCAGAGCAACCCCAACAAUCCACUUCCUUAAGGAAGGGCUCAUUUUUCUGUAUAAAAAUCCAGCUGGCCAGAGAUCUCUCAACACAUCCAAGAGUCCAGAGAGCCUCAUCAUCUGAGGGUCAGCAGCCUUUGAAGCAUGAGUUCCUACCAGCAGAAGCAGCCCUUUGUCGCACCUCCUCAACCUCAACAGCAUCAAGUGAAGCAACCUUGCCAGCCUCCACCACAAGAGCAAUUUGCUCCCAUAACCACCACGGAGCCAAGCUGCACAGAUGUUCCACAACCAGGAAACACCAAGAUUCCAGAGCCAUUCAACACCAAAGUGCCUGAGCCAGGCUAUGUCCUUGGGCCAGAUUAUACCACAAUGCCUGGGCCAUGCUCUACCAACAUCCCUGAGCCAGAUUAUACCACAAUGCCUGGGCCAUGUGAUACCAACAUCACUAAGCCAGAUUGUACCACAGUUCCAGGCUCAUUCUCUACCAAAGCCACUGAAUCAGAUUAUACAGCAAUGCCUGGGCCAUGCUCUACCAACAUCCCUGGACCUGGGCCAGCUUGCACCACAGUUCCCGAGUCAUGUUCCACCAAUAACACUGACUCAGGUUAUACCGUGAUUCCUGGGCCAUGCUCUACCAAUGUUCCUGAACCUGGCUAUGUGAACAUCUCAGAGCCCAACUAUACCAAGGUCCCUGAUCAGGGCUACACCAAGGUACCUGGCCAGGGAUAUUCUAAUGUACCAGAGCCAUGCCAGUCCAAGGUUACUGAGGUGUACCCUACAAAUGUCACUCCAGAACUAACUCAACAGAAGACGAAGUAGAAGUAAGGUCCUUGAAGAGCCAACCACCCGCUGCUGAACUUCUUCUUGUCUGCUUCUGUCCCCAUCUUCUAGGGACCAUGUAGCGAUAUGUUGCCAUACCCUCUAUUGUAUCCUAAGAAUGUGUGCCAUAGUGUCUUCCUCUAUGCCCCCCCCAAGAUGUCUUUAAAGCCUUGGAGUUAAGCAGAAUGUCUCAGGACAUUGAACGCUUUGAUUCCUUGGAGCUUACCUAAAGCAGAACUAUGGGAUUCUCUAUGGGAAAAAAAUGCAUGUUUUCUGCUUUGCCCCAUUAAAUUGCUUUUAUCUCCA